UAAAUUAAAUAGGAACAACAAAUAAUGUUUUGUAUUCCAUAUGAUUUGGUAUCACAUUUAAAGACGAUGUUGAUUGGUUUCAUCCUAGACACAGUCUAGAGUGAAAUUAAUUCUUUCUUUUGUAUUAUUUUUGCUAAAACAAACGUGUGGCACUGAGUAUUUUUAUAAAUAUUUUUAAAUUCCUACGCCUAUUGUGGCAGAAUAUGUUUGGUAACACUUAGGUAGGGCAAACUUAAUCUACCGCCAUUAUAUUUCAAAUAACUAAACUAUUCUAACUAAUGAGCCAAAUCGAGAGUCGUUACUUCACUAACAUUGGUUCUCCUUGCAUCACCUGAGUCUACAGCAUUCAAAGUAAUCGUAGGAUGUAUACAUAUUAUACGUGGACGAAGGGCCUCUUGCGGCAACCGAGAGAAUAACAAACGCUUACUUAGUCAGGUAACCCGCCCACGUUCCACCGACUGUCAGCGACGUGGAUUAAACAGGUUGUGAAUUUAUGCCCAAGAGCCAGUGAUUAGGGUCACUGGUGGACCAGUAAAUCGUUUUUAUGGAGUUGUAAUGCAAUAGUCGGGCCUAAUUAACAAGAUCUAAUGCAUGGCGCAGUUGGAUUAGAACGCAUUGCUUGGAGCAAAGUUUUAAAGUCAAUAUCUGUUCGUGUCAAUAUGUAGGUACUUACGGUUAUUAAUGACGACAAAAAUAAAUUGCCUUAAAUCAUAUCAAUGAAACUGAAGAACAGCAAGUAUUGUAGUUAUGUUACCAGAUAAUAAAAAAAAUGUAUUCCAGGUGUUAGCAACCCUAAGCUAGAUGUGUGUUAGGCCUCUCUUCUUGCUAAUAACUCGACAAAAACGCUCUGCAUCGAAAGUUCUCGUUCAAUUCAACGCGGUGCGGUUUUCAAUCGAUUCGACUCGCUAAUUUUGAAUAUCUCGUUGCGUUCACCGUGCUUGUCGUAUUAUACUUUAUUUUCAAUAAAAUCUGCAUUCUCUUCGCAAUGCUUUACAUUUUAUAUUAUUUUUUUAUUAUUCUUCAUCUUUUCAUGUAAACAAUUAACAGCUUCAUGAAAUAUUCUUUAUCAAAAUACUAGCUUGAACCAUUUAUUUACAAAUAAGUUAUUUUUCAUCAAUUGGGCGUAUUUAAUAUGAAUUGUAUUAUUGAUUUAAAUAUUCAGAAUCCUAACUAAUACCUAUUAUAAAUGUAAAAGUUUGUAUAUUGGUUUGUACACCUCUUCCUGUGUUAUCUACUCAACUCUAUCAUCUUGAAAUUUCGCAAACACAUAUUAGGUAGGAGUACAGAGAACACGUAGAGAAUCCGGGUACCUUUCAUCGCAGAAAAGUACCUACUGUCCCCAUGAGAAAACUCGCAUAUAAUAUUUGGUAGAUAGCGUAGGUACAUUUACAUUCGAUCUGAUUCGGUGAUCAAACGAGAAGAAUUUAAUAAUGUCCGUCCAUGGUAUUGCGCCCGCAACCUUCGCAUUGGCAUAUCAUGUUCGCAUUCAGCCAUUGAACAAGCCUCAAACACCGCGACGUGCUCGCACAUAUCUUAUGCUUUUUACGGAUUUAUCUGACGCAUUCGAAUAUUCAGACAAAUGCAUUCUUCAUGCACUUUUAUGCGACAGUAAUUAACAGGCAAAUAAUUGGCCGAAAUUGGGUCGACCGACAUUGCUGGUUUUUCCUUGCUAUACAUGUAAACUAUGCAAUCUUUCAGUCGCGUCGGCAUUUGUGUUCUCUGAUAGUAUGUGCAGGAGCCAUUAUGUAUAACUUGUUUAUAUAGUCUAGUUGGAAACAUAAUUUUAGUUUCAGUACAGUUGUUGGAAACAUAAUUUAAGUAUCAGACUUAAAUAAAUUUAAUUUCUUUUAACUUGGCACAGUUUUAUAUAUGAAUCCAGUUCUCACAAUGUAGCUCAAGAAACUUACCAACUGAUUUCUGUGGGUACUAAAAUACGCAUGCCCAUAAAUGUAUUUCGCCUUGCGUUUAGAACAACAUACUAUUCCGCCCGGUUCCCGCACAGUCAUUGUGUCGCCUGGCGGCGGCGUAGCGCGGCGCCUCGCUCCUUUAGUAGCUAGUCCUGCGGUUUGCCGCUAGGGGCGCCACAGAAAGUCGCAAAAUGGCUGCCAACACAAGCACCGCGUCAACGCUGCCCAGUGAAAAUAUCCAUAUCAAAACUAAAAAUGAACAAACAGAGUGUCCGAACAGUGAUUUAAAAGAGAAAUAUUUUCAACAAUUGAUGGAGUUCUAUAAUUCUCAAAUGACGUCGUUAAGAAAACCGUGGACUAAAAGUCGCAUACUGGAGGUUAUACAGAUACUCAAAUCAGACCAGGCGGUCAUUGAGUCGGGUAACCGGCGAAACGCCUCACAAUAUUAUUGGUCUACCAAAUAUGAGGUUGCUACCUUUGAGGGCGAGGAAUGUUUAAUAAUGAAAAGAAAUAACGCCCAAGAACCGUCAAUUCAAGUUGUGCCAGUAGAACAAUACUAUGAUUUAUUAUCUGAGUUGCAUAUUGAAUUCGAUCAUAUCAGUCGAGAUAGAAUGACCGAUAUAUUAAAAAACAAAUAUUAUAUCCCAAAAAAAGCUGUUGAAAUAUUAAUAGCUUUAUGCCCAACUUGUGAUAUGAAACGACAACGAAAGAAACAUGUUUCUAAAAUUAACUUGAAGAAUAAUGUGAAUUUGAAGAAUAGUGCGCGUGUUGAUCUCAUUGAUUUCCAAUCUCUGCCAGAAGGAGACUUCAAAUGGGUGUUAAAAUAUCAAGACUGUUCUACAAAGUUUUUACAGCUGCGUCCUGUACGCACGGAUCAAGCCUCUGAAAUUGCUGUUGAAUUAGUAAAAAUAUUUCUAACCUUCGGUCCACCAAACAUUUUAGUAAGUAACAGUGGCGAUAUUCUAGAAGAAAUAGAAAAAAUAUGGCCUGAUUGCAACAUUUAUCAUGGAUUUCCCUCGUCACCAAGUCAAUGCCAAAGUACUCGUAGUUUAGAGCUUGACGGUAAAUAUGUAGCUGAUAUGCUUCACUCGUGGAUGCAAGAAAAUGGUUCGUCUAGCUGGUCUCUCGGUUGUCAUUUUGUUCAAUACCGAAUAAACACAUCAAUAAGUCAGCCAAGGGACGACGAGUCCCCGUAUCGCGCAUUUUUUGGGCGCGAUCCGCACUCCAACACGAAUCCUGUCAACCCGCUUAAACAGGAAGAGGAUGGAGUACAAAAACGAGAACUAAUUGACACACAAGACGAUCCAAUCCCGAAGAAGAAACCGUUCAAUGUGGGUGAUAUAGUUCAUGUAGCUGUUCCAAGAAUAGACCGUGGACCAUUAAAAACAAAAUUUAUUGUUGCAAAAAUAACAGAUUUCAAUAACGGCGUGUAUCAAGUUGGUACUAAAUCGGGAAUAAUCAAGGGUUGGUUUCCACGGAAUGAACUUGUGAAGACGACGAAAGUAUUCAAUGAAGUUGUGCCUAAAGAUUUGGUGACGUUAAAGGAAGCCGUCAGCAAGCAAACGCUAUUUGCCUAUCAGGAGCCGGACAGCUGCGAUUGCAAGCCGGCUAAAAAUCAGUGUCGACACCAAAAAUGCUUCUGUUUUAAUAAAAAGGUGUUCUGUGGACCUAAAUGUCAUUCCAAUUUAGUUUGUGCAAAUAAAAUAUAAGAUAUUCCGUUUUUGUUUAGAUUUUGGAUAAUUGCUAAAAUCAAUAAAACAAAGAAGUUUUGUA
This is a messenger RNA of Plodia interpunctella (Indianmeal moth), 3680 nucleotides long. Its product is annotated as KRAB-A domain-containing protein 2-like. Lineage: Eukaryota; Metazoa; Arthropoda; Insecta; Lepidoptera; Pyralidae. Gene Ontology annotation, molecular function: nucleic acid binding. The record is from RefSeq and is a predicted model, not a curated record. The transcript has a single exon. Bases 2099 to 3616 code for a protein of 505 amino acids.